Molecule: messenger RNA, 1376 nt
Organism: Tarenaya hassleriana
Lineage: Eukaryota; Viridiplantae; Streptophyta; Magnoliopsida; Brassicales; Cleomaceae
Exons: 4
Coding region: 196-879 (227 amino acids)
Source: RefSeq, a predicted model, not a curated record
AGGAAAUUAAAAUAAAAACAAUUGUUUUCAAAUUUAUAAAUUAUAAGCAUCAUCAUUUGUCUCUUUCCACCACAUUUUAAAACCCUCCAAGACUCUGAAGCCUCCUUCAAGCAAAAUCUCACCUUUUCUUCGACCUCUGCAACAAUCUCUGUACAUAAAAAAAAAAAAUCCCAAAUCAAAAACCCUAAAUCCAACAUGGGUCUCAGCAAGGAAUUAGAGAAGAGCAACAACAAAACCAGAAGAUGUUCUUCCCUGUGGAGAAGUAUAAAGACAGUGUUCGUUUUGUUCACCAUGUUCUUGUCCUUUCUUCUGUUCUCUGCUCCGAUUCUCCUCGCCGUCGCCGACGCCGUCGUCCCUUCGGCCAUCCUCUCCGCCGCCUACAUCCGCCGUGAUUCUCCGCCGUCGAUCUCUUCUCUUCCUCUUCCGGCGACUCUCCCUUCCCACCUGAGCAGCUAUGAUUUCCGAUACUGUCUCAUCGACAUACCUCUCGUCUCCAUCGUUAGAUCCGCCGUUAUACUCUGCGUUUACGGAUUCUGCGACGGGCCGAUGCUGUCGCGAGGUCCGUAUCUAACAAUAACGAUGAUCUGCUCGAUUUUGUCCUUGAUCUACGUGUCGUUGAAGGCCGCGUUCGUGUUCGGAGAACCGGCGGCCGAAGUCUCCGGAGGCGGAGGCGGCGGAGGAUAUUUCCGAGCCGCCGAGGUCGCUCUGUUCGUAUCGUCGUCGGUCUUAGCCGUUGGUCAUAUCAUUGUGGCAUAUCGAACAAGUUGCAGAGAAAGAAGAAAGCUCCUUGUCUUCAAAAUCGACAUCGAAGCCGUUUCAGCUUGUAAAAAGGGGUUCCCAAGAUACCAAAAGAUCCUCCAGCAAGAGAGAAUCAGAUAACACAUUUUUGAAGCAGUUUUUUCAAUAGACACAUCUACACAUGUACAUACACAUCUACAUACACAUACACAUACACUCUCAUAUACAAUAUACAUACAAGAAGAUGCAACCUCUUCUGGGUUUGGUGUUUGACCCAUCAACUGCUUCGCUUCCAAGUUUCAGAACGGUCCAAAGGAUAAUCUGUGAAAGCGGGACGAACAGAAAGUGAAUGGGGCCUAACGUAUGUUCUGUAAAGAAGAGUACAAUACAAAAGACAACUUGGUGAAUUGGCAGUUGUUAUAAUUUUUAAAAUUUUAAAUAUCUUAGGGAUAAAAUAUUUAGCUUAUAUUUAAAAAAAAAACAUAUAGGAGGUUAUCGGUCAAUCACCCUAUAUAAUUUGUCUUUUUGUAUACACCUGAGUUCAUCAAUGUGACAAAGAAGCCCAAGGCAUCUUUUUCUUCAAUCUUCUUAUGGAUAUGUAAACAAAUAAAUCGAAAUAAAAAUAAAAAAUUCAAAUA